GAAAAGGAAACAAGCCCGCUUCUCAUCUUGGGCACACGUGACACAACACUUCGGCUUAGAACUGCCCCAGACAAAAGUCAAAAUGGAACUAAAAGCUUGGCAGCUCUAAGUUUGCACAGAGAGAGAGAGAGUCACAAGGUUUUACAGGGGCUUUACAUUUCCGGAGGAAAAAAUAAAAGACCACCUACACCACCGCAUGAACAUAAGAAAUCCGAAGGACCCAGAAAGGAAAGCAUGAAUAUGUGGAAAGUAAAUUCACUGAAAGCCCUUAGAUAUCUCCGCCAAUCUGCCGUUAACGACACGACGUCUAGACCUUUCUCUACUUCUUCCCCUUCUUUGAUUCUCAGAAAAACUAAUUGUUCAUCUUCAAGAGCUUUUCCGCUUCCCUACUCCCCUUUGUCUUCCACUAUUCCAGUCCGCUUUCUCCGCACUGGUAGCGACCCAGGCAUCAGCUAUGAGAUAACGCCGCCGGUGAAUUGGGUUCGGAUAGUACCGGAGAAAAAGGCCUAUGUAAUCGAGAGGUUCGGCAAGUAUGCGAAGACUCUGCCUUCAGGAAUCCAUUUCCUGAUUCCGCUGGUCGAUCGGAUUGCCUACGUGCAUUCCUUGAAGGAGGAUGCCAUUCCCAUCGCGGACCAGUCUGCUAUCACUAAGGAUAAUGUCAACAUUUUGAUCGACGGGGUGCUCUACAUCAAGAUUGUGGACCCUAAGCUGGCCUCUUAUGGUGUUGAGAAUCCCAUAUAUGCUGUGAUUCAGCUUGCGCAAACAACAAUGCGUAGUGAGCUUGGUAAGAUCACUCUCGACAAGACGUUUGAGGAAAGAGACACGCUGAAUGAAAAGAUAGUGGAGUCUAUCAAUGUGGCCGCAAAAGAUUGGGGUCUACAGUGCCUCCGUUAUGAAAUAAGGGAUAUAUCUCCUCCUCGUGGAGUGAGGGUAGCUAUGGAGAUGCAAGCAGAAGCAGAACGCAAAAAGAGAGCUCAAGUUCUUGACUCUGAAGGAGAAAGACAAGCCAACAUCAAUAUUGCUGAUGGAAAGAAGAGUUCUGUAAUCUUACAAUCUGAAGCUGCAAAGAUGGAUCAAAUUAACAGAGCCCAAGGUGAAGCAGAAGCAAUCCUUGCUAAAGCAAGAGCAACAGCUGAAGGACUUGCCACGGUAUCACAGGCAGUCAAGAAAAAUGGUGGAAUAGAGGCAGCGAGUUUGAGAAUUGCUGAGCAAUAUAUUCAUGCCUUCAGUAAUAUUGCCAAGGAGGGCACGACAAUUUUGCUUCCUAGUGGAGUUGCCAAUCCUGCCAGCAUGAUGGCUCAAGCACUCACUAUGUUCAAAAGCCUGAUUGGUAACGUUUCCAGUGAUAGGUCUCAGAAAACCUCUUCCCCUGUAUUACCAAUAGGCGGAAAAAGAAAUGCUUCCUCUGGAGAAACUGGAAAUGAGAGUGCCACCGCUCAUAAAACAGCCGAUAAAGGUCUUCUUGGCAAUAGCAAACCAGGAUUUUCACUUCAGAGCCCUUAUAAAGGAGCAUAGAGUUGAAUCCCGCAGAAAACCUUAUGGAUUUUUUAUUUUAUUUUUAUUUUUAUUUUUUUUUGUUCCUUCAGUUUUGUGGGUUGUUUCUCUAAUUCUACUUUUAAGUUUCUAGAUGAUUCGGAAAGAGGAAAGCUGAUGAUUAUGGUAGAUUGAUUGUAGGAUGCCUACUCUUUUGGCACUUGCCAUGUCAUAUGGACAAUUAGGAUGUCUUUUAUUAGGUACCGGCAAAAUCAAACAAAGGAAUGGAAAACUUUUCCGGUUAUGAGUUAGAACUUUCAGUUUUUGUUA
Messenger RNA from Juglans microcarpa x Juglans regia, 1803 nucleotides. Its product is annotated as stomatin-like protein 2, mitochondrial. NCBI's taxonomy places the organism in Eukaryota, Viridiplantae, Streptophyta, Magnoliopsida, Fagales, Juglandaceae. Gene Ontology annotation, cellular component: membrane. The record is from RefSeq and is a predicted model, not a curated record.